ACGCGGUGCGCUUUCGCUUCUAUUACGUCGAACGCCUACGAACGCCCGUCGUGUUCCGUUUUUCGUUUCUCAACCGGAUCACCAGGUGCUGGACGGGUCCGCUUUCAUUACAACCAACGCCGUUUUUCAACCGAGUCGGGACCCACGAACGUCCGCUGAACAUGCUUCCGUCCUGUGAGCACGGUAUGCCGCUGACCGGACAGUCUCCGGGCGUUAUGAUGCGUCGUCUAUUUAAGAGGGGAGGCCCGUCUUCCCCCCUCGGUCAACCGCUAUCCACUUCACACACGCCCUUCACACCUCCACGCCUCCAACAAUGAAACUCGUCUCUGCCAUCCUUGCUGUCAUCCUCGUCACCGCCGCCAGCCAAGCCGAGGGUAGGAACUGCCGACAGGGCAUGACAUACUGCGGGUCCACUUUGCGGGCAAUCGCGACCGGACAGAACUACGACGCCCAGAUGGCAGCGACUGGUCACACCAGUGGCAACGACCUGUUCUACUGCAAGGGGGGGGACAAUGGCGACAUUAUCUGGAUCCAAACUUGUCCAACACACUGCAACGAUGGCGGCUCUGAAUACAACGACUGGUGUGCUUAAGCUGUGAUAGUACCGGUCAUGUCUGUAGAAUUCGCUCCAUAGACUCUC
Messenger RNA from Fimicolochytrium jonesii, 640 nucleotides. RefSeq lists its product as uncharacterized. The record is from RefSeq and is a predicted model, not a curated record. The transcript is spliced from 2 exons. Bases 314 to 592 code for a protein of 92 amino acids. Lineage: Eukaryota; Fungi; Chytridiomycota; Chytridiomycetes; Spizellomycetales; Powellomycetaceae.